AUGAUGAGGAGGGUGAAGUCGUUGUCCAAACAGGACAUCCUGCUCAUUCUCACCAUUGCUGGUGUCAUCGUGGGUGUGGUCGGUGGUGGAUUGCUCCGGUACUUGAAUCCAAACGAGGAAGUCACGAAAUUCAUCGGAUUCCCAGGAGAGCUAUUCAUGAACAUGUUGAAAGCGAUGAUUUUGCCACUCAUUGUUGCCAGCCUUAUUUCCGGUUUAAUCAUCUUUUGCAUUGUGAUGGGUAUCGUGAUUUCUCGUUUGGGAAAACAAGCUCGGCCACUGGCGAAGUUCUUCAUGGCCCUUGAUGCGGUGAUCACCAGAAUGGUACUGAUCGUGAUGUGGUUUGGCCCAAUCGGUAUUCCAUCGCUGAUCGCCUGCAAAAUGCUCGAAGUGUAUGACCUCAUGGCAACGGCUCAAACUCUGGCUAUGUUUAUUCUCACUGUCGUUCUU
Molecule: messenger RNA, 447 nt
Organism: Ostertagia ostertagi
Lineage: Eukaryota; Metazoa; Nematoda; Chromadorea; Rhabditida; Trichostrongylidae
Source: the annotation of a GenBank genome assembly